AUGACUACUCUACCCUACUCGUUCGGCAGCCGCGCGUCGACGAGCAGGGUUGAGAAGUGGAUCAAUGCUCAGGCUGAGACCGGGAACACCGGUCCAGGCGUCAACAAGGAGACGACCGAGUCUGACGACCACGUCCAAUCACUGAGUGAAGAUAAGGCCGAUAGUCUGCACGUAAAAUUUACGUCUACUCCGCUCGCUUCGCCAAAUGCUUCGUUCAACGAAUCGUCGUACGUUUCCCUCUCUAUUUUCUCCCUAUUGCCGGACAGUCUCGAGGAAAGCAGCGAAAAGUCGAUCCCUGUGGGACCCAAGGUCCCUGGGCAGACCCCGAUUGGAACUCCAAGCAGCAAGGUUCCAGAACCACCCACCACAAUGGAAAGCAUCCUGAAGCUGCUGCAAAUUUCACUGGGGAAGCCGCAGAACACCGGUGCUAUCCCGAAGAUCCUGAAAGUCACCUCGACCGCAUUCGAGGAGUGGCGAAACAGCAUGCAGCGGAAGGAUCUCGACCCGAUUCCGGAAGAGCAAAAUGAAGAGGCGAAGAAAAACGAGCAAAACUUGCUUGUGCUCCUUCAGCAGCUCGAGAAUCAGCGCGCUGAGGACCAGCAGUGGCAGCGCCAGCGAGAAGAACAGCUCAAACGCAAGCUGCAGCAGCAAGAACGUGAGCAAGCGAAGCAGAAACAAGAACUGCAGCGUCGACUUCAGCAGGUGGAAGUAAAGCAGAAGGAAGAAAUGCAGCGUUUACUGCAGCAGCAACAACGCGAGCUGGCCGAGCAGAAGUGGGAGCUGAAACAGCGUCUCAAUGAGCAGAAGCAACAGCAAGCCAAGCAGCAACAAGAGCUUGACCGUUUGCGAGAGCUCGAGAGGCUGCAAAAGCUGGCAGAAUCUCGGGACAAGAACCUCUCGUCGGCGGCGGGCCGCAACGGUACGGUCGAAAACAACAAAAGCCAAUCAACAGAAAGCAUCCGAUCAGGAACAUCAUCUGUACCACGUGUUGACGAUGUCCUGCCACCUCCAUCUAACGAGCGAUCUCGCGCCUCUGCAAACUUUGGCAGUUCUUCCGUAAGGAGCUCUCGAUCUUCAUCUUCAAGGUCGUCUACUUUGACAACACCGUCGGUCGUACCUCCCGUUGAGUCAUUCCCCUCUCUCGUGCUGCCGCUGCCGGCACCGCCUCCGUACUAA
This is a messenger RNA of Culex quinquefasciatus (southern house mosquito), 1176 nucleotides long. Its product is annotated as bromodomain-containing protein DDB_G0280777-like. The transcript has a single exon. NCBI's taxonomy places the organism in Eukaryota, Metazoa, Arthropoda, Insecta, Diptera, Culicidae. The coding region runs from base 1 to 1176 and encodes 391 amino acids. The record is from RefSeq and is a predicted model, not a curated record.